Molecule: messenger RNA, 1827 nt
Organism: Thunnus maccoyii (southern bluefin tuna)
Lineage: Eukaryota; Metazoa; Chordata; Actinopteri; Scombriformes; Scombridae
Gene: gmds
Product: GDP-mannose 4,6-dehydratase
Exons: 11
Coding region: 164-1279 (371 amino acids)
Biological process (GO): GDP-mannose metabolic process
Molecular function (GO): GDP-mannose 4,6-dehydratase activity
Source: RefSeq, a predicted model, not a curated record
CCUGGUACGUAUUACAUUUUGCAGCAGCGGUGUGUGUGUGUGUAGUUUGGGAGACGGAUGCUGCAGGGAUUCAGACUGUAAACACACACACACACAGAGACGGUUUUUUAUCGUAUUUGUCGGUCCUUGUGGCAUCAGACUGUGAACCUCCAGCCGGUCAGAGAUGGCCCAGUGCUCCGAGCCUGCGACCGUUAGCUCCGCGGUGAACGGAGAGCUGAAGAAGGAGAGGAAGGUGGCCGUUAUUACCGGCAUCACCGGACAGGAUGGGUCCUACUUGGCUGAGUUCCUGCUCGCUAAAGGCUACGAGGUUCAUGGUAUUUUGCGCCGUUCCAGCUCCUUCAACACGGGACGCAUUGAACAUCUUUACCAGAACCCACAGACACACACUGAAGGCAACAUGAAGCUGCACUACGGCGAUCUGACUGACAGCACAUGUCUGGUGAAGAUCAUCAACCAAGUGAAGCCCACAGAGAUCUACAACCUGGGCGCUCAGAGUCACGUCAAGAUCUCCUUCGAGUUGGCCGAGUACACGGCUAACGUGGACGGCGUGGGCACGCUGCGUCUCUUGGACGCCAUAAAGACGUGCGGUCUGACCAACAGCGUGCGAUUCUACCAGGCCUCCACCAGCGAGUUGUACGGCAAAGUCCAGGAGAUCCCUCAGAAGGAAACCACACCCUUUUACCCUCGCUCACCUUACGGUGCCGCUAAGCUGUACGCCUACUGGAUUGUGGUGAACUUCCGAGAGGCCUACAACAUGUUUUCUGUCAACGGGAUCCUCUUUAACCAUGAGAGCCCGAGGAGAGGUUCAAACUUUGUGACUCGUAAGAUCAGCCGUUCUGUGGCGAAGAUUCACCUGGGCCAACUGGAGAGCUUCAGUCUGGGCAACCUGGACUCCAAGAGGGACUGGGGCCACGCCAAAGACUACGUGGAGGCUAUGUGGCUGAUGCUGCAACAGGAGGAGCCAGAGGAUUUCGUCAUAGCGACGGGGGAGGUGCACAGCGUGAGGGAGUUUGUGGAGAAGGCCUUCAAACAUGUGGGGAAGAGCAUUGUGUGGGAGGGAAAGGAUGAGAAGGAGGUUGGUCGUUGCCAGGAGACAGGGGUGGUACACGUGAAGGUGGACCCCAAAUAUUUCCGUCCGACUGAAGUGGACUACCUGCAAGGCGACAGCACCAAAGCGUAUCAGAAGCUGGGUUGGAAGCCGAAGGUGACUUUUGAGGAGCUGGUAAAGGAGAUGGUGGACGCAGACAUCGAACUAAUGAAGAAAAACCCAAACGCCUGAGGCCGAACCCAUCCAUCCAUCCAGCACGGAAACAUUUCAGCACUCCAGUGUUCUGCCACUGAGACCAACAGUGAAAGGAACAUGUUGUAUUUUUUUUUGUGUUUUUUUUUUUUACCUUCAUGGUUUUUCCAAAAAAAAAAAAAAAAAAAAUGAAGUCCUUUUCUUUGUUGAAGGAGCUUUAGACUCCACCGUUCAUCGCCUUUGUGUCUUGUGUCUACUCCUGGUAUCAUGUCAUUUUUAAUUUUUUUGUUUUAUUAUCAUAUAUAGCAAAGAUGCCUUUUUUUAUAUAUAUAUCUCAACACUGAUCAUGCCAUAAUUUAUAUAGACUGCUGGGGUUUAUUUAUAUAUUUCGUUUGAUUCUUUUUGAUUGUGAUUUUAGAUGUCAGAGUUCAUUCCUUUUAGAGUCUGAAAGAAGGCAGAAUAUAAAUAUAUACAUAAAUAUUACAAUGAAGAUUGUAUCUUUUACUGGAAAAUGGGAAUCAAUGAGUUUAUUAAUGAUGAGCUGACAUUUAAAUCAACAAAUUUGGUACAAUAAAUGCUGAACUUUU